CCGGUACUUUAUGUCCUGAUUAAACCCUUGUUAAGGAAUUUUGACAGGUCGUUAACGUUAACCAGCGCUAGUCUGUACUUUCAUCCCCGGUUAAGACUUAACAGCUCAUUAACGGCUGUUUAACUUUAACGAACAGAUUACGAAAGCAUUCUAACCCUACAUUUAUAAAAUAAAUGUAUGUGUUUUUGUUUCGUGAACUAUUGUUUUAUUUUUUGCAAAAUUUACUAUUUAUAUCGAGGAAAUGGACCUUCAAGAACUUGAAGAACUUUUUGAAGAUGACGAUGAGGAAAUAAUAUAUUUUUUAAAUAACUUCAGAACGUAUAAUGUACGAGAGAGAAAAAAUUAUAUGUUAGAAUUCGAUGAAAACGAAUUUUCGUUCAGGUUUCGUUUUCCUAAGAAUACAGUAAGACAACUGGUGCAAGAGCUGGGUCCCGUUUUACACCAUGUAAAUCUUAUGUACCACGAGCUUGAUGCUACAGCACAAGUUUUAAUAACUUUAAGAUUUUAUGCUACUGGAAGUUUUUACAUAGUUAUGGGUGAUUUUGGUGGCAUCCAUAAAACAACAGCAGGAAGAAUCAUAAAACGAGUAACAGAUGCCAUCGUUUCUUUAAGGCCCCAAUAUGUAAAAUUUCCAAAUAUUGAGGACAUAGAUAAUGUUCAAUUAAGCUUUUAUAGAUUUGCUAGAUUUCCAAAAGUUAUUGGUGCAAUAGAUUGUACUCACAUCCCCAUAAAAUCACCAGGUGGCAACAAUGCUGAAUUUUUCAGAAACAGAAAAGGUUUCUUUUCUUUAAAUGUUCAAGUGGUUUGUGAUGCCAACAAUUAUAUUAUGGAUGUAGUUUGUCGUUGGCCAGGUUCUUGCCAUGAUAGCCAUAUUUUUAAUAACUCCUCUUUAAAGACAAGAUUUGAAAAUGGGGAAUUUAUGGAUAAAGUGUUAUUAGGGGAUAGUGGAUAUCCAGUCCUCAACUACCUAAUGACACCAUUACAGAAUCCUCAGAGAGCAGCUGAAGUACUGUAUAAUGAAUCUCAUAUUGCAUCAAGAAUUGUGAUUGAGAGAACAUUUGGUCUUUUAAAGAGCAGAUUUCCCAUUUUAACAUGUGGAAUGAGAUGUAAGUUACCUUUUAUUCAACGGAUAAUAACAGCUUGUUCAGUUUUGCAUAAUAUUGCAAUAAUUAAUAGAGAAAUACUGGUAAAUGAGGAUGCAGUUGAUGUUGAUUUAGAACAAGUUGUAGCAGUACAUUUCCAUCCAGGAGCAAUUCCAGUCCAACGAAAUUUUAUUAAUUAUUUUGAAACAUUGUUAUAGAUAAUUUAAUGGUAGUUUAUUUUAUAUUAAUUUAUUAUUAAUUAUUUAAUAUUAGUUAGUUUAUUGAUAUAAUUGUGUAGUUUUAAAAAUCUAUG
Messenger RNA from Diabrotica virgifera virgifera (western corn rootworm), 1395 nucleotides. RefSeq names its product putative nuclease HARBI1. The transcript has 3 exons. Lineage: Eukaryota; Metazoa; Arthropoda; Insecta; Coleoptera; Chrysomelidae. The record is from RefSeq and is a predicted model, not a curated record. The coding region runs from base 242 to 1300 and encodes 352 amino acids.